GGAAGUCAAUGAGAGAAGUGAACAAUUAUUAUUUAGUUUUAAAUUUUCUCUAAAUCUAAAGGCACAACUUAGAUUCGAGCCAAUGUUUUAAGUAAUCGAACAUGGUAUUACCCCAACCUUGUGAAAGUAACAAACUGACACGUUUUCAUUUUCGUCAAAAACGGCUUGAUAUCGAAAGACUUCCGUUGAUUUGACGGCCUGCACAUGCGGAGUUUGGCGCUAGACGACCGUUAGUCCCGAUUACAAGUUUAUACGCAUGAGCCUUGCUAUACAACGUCGCCAUGACGUCGCCUACAAGUGUGAUCGGGGAAUUCUAUAGGCUAAAACUGCUUAUCCAAUCUUAAUACUGUACCGUCUUUGAUCAAAUUAAUUGUCCGGCAAAAGCCUAACCUAGCUAGCUGCCUAGCUAAAUUGUAUAUCUCUAAAUUAUUACGUUGUUAAUUAUGUGAGUAAUCAAAUGUUUGUAAUUGGCUAUACUUUGCGAUAAAAUAACCAAUAGCUGAAUGACGUAGAUAACUGAUCUAUUUAGCUAGCUAGGCUAGCUUGGUAUUGGUAACAUUUGUCAUGUACAGCUAAUCAGUUUGUUGGAGAAAGAAAAUGAUAUCUAUCCAAUAGUAUAAUCUACGAUGACGAGAAGAUUGUAGUGUGGAAACCAUGAAAAGAUCUAGAAGUGUUGGUGCGUCUUCACCUUUGAAUGGGAUUGGAAAACAAGAUAGCCAGGGGCACACAACAACACGCAGACAUGAUUUACAAACAAAACAUUUGUGUUUAGUGGGUCCUACAGAUCAGAGGCAGUAGACAUGACCAGGGAUGUUGUCUUGAUAAAUGGGGACCCCCGGAGGAAGAGGAAGUUGGCGGAGAUCUCUCAGGCCCUGAACGUGACGCCAGUUGAUGUGGCAGUGCUGAGGAGGAUGGCCAUCAGCGAGGGGGGGCUGCUCACUGAUGAGAUCCGCUGUAAAGUGUGGCCACGGCUGCUCAACGUGCCCACCGACAUCCUGCCUGAGAAAUCAGAGGAAGUAGAGCGGGAGAAUAAUAAGGACUAUAACCAGGUGCUGUUGGAUGUCCAGCGUUCCCUGCGAAGAUUCCCUCCUGGCAUGCCAGACGAGCAGCGUGAGGGCCUCCAGGAGGAGCUGAUUGACAUCAUCCUGCGGGUGCUGGGAAGGAACACUCAGCUGCACUACUACCAGGGCUACCAUGACAUCGUGGUCACCUUCCUGCUGGUGCUGGGCGAGCGGCUUGCUACCGCUCUGGUGGAGAAACUCUCCACGCACCACCUGAGGGACUUUAUGGACCCCACCAUGGACAACACUAAACACAUCCUUAACUAUCUGAUGCCAAUCAUCGAGAGGGUCAAUCCAGAGGUGCAUGACUUCAUGCAGCAGGCGGAGGUGGGCACCAUCUUUGCCCUUAGCUGGCUCAUCACCUGGUUUGGCCAUGUCCUGUCAGAUUUCCGACACGUUGUGCGGUUGUAUGACUUCUUCCUGGCCUGCCAUCCCCUGAUGCCAAUCUACUUUGCUGCUGUGAUUGUGCAGUACCGGGAGGAUGAGGUGUUGGACUGUGAGUGUGACAUGGCGUCGGUGCACCAUCUCCUGUCCCAGAUCCCCCAGGACCUGCCCUACGAGACGCUCAUCAGCCGCGCAGGAGACCUUUUUGUCCAGUUCCCCCCCUCCGAGCUGGCCAGGGAGGCUGCCCAGCAGUACAGUCAACAGAUGGCAGCCUCCACCUUUAAAGACUUUGAUCUGACCCCGGAGCAGCAGCGGCCGGACACGGUGCUGCGGAGGCGGCGGAGAGAGAGGCAGGCACUGAAGGGAGCUGCUGCAGGUGCUAUGGUGGCGACCGCCCAACCCACCACGGCUCGGCGCUUCGUCCGACUGGCCGUCAUGGGGCUCACUGUGGCCCUGGGGGCAGCCGCCCUAACCCUGGUCAACACGGCCCUAGAGUGGGCGCCCAAACUGGACCUACACCUCUUCCCCUGAGAGAGAGUGAAGGGGACUUGUAGGCGAGUGAAGGGGACUUGUAGGCGAGUGAAGGGGACUUGUAGGCGAGUGAAGGGGACUUGUAGGCGAGUGAAGGGGACUUGUAGGCGAGUGAAGGGGACUUGUAGGCGAGUGAAGGGGACUUGUAGGCGAGUGAAGGGGACUUGUAGGCGAGUGAAGGGGACUUGUAGGCGAGUGAAGGGGGCUUGUAGGCGAGUGAAGGGGGCUUGUAGGCGAGUGAAGGGGGCUGACGAUCAUUACAGCAGAAGACAUCCACGGGAAGGAGAGAGAAUAGAGAUCUUUGUAAAGAGAAUAUGAAGUUAUUUUCCACAUUAAUAUGAAGGACGUGAAUGGAACAGAGACUUGACUGUCAACGUUGUAUUUAAUUUAUAUUUGCUAAUAAAACCGAAUGGUGAUAAAUGUGCUGAGCGAUAUUAAACUAUUAGGAGUGAUGGCAAGUGACAAGUUAUAGCAAAGACUUAGGUUUCCUAGGUUGAAGAGUUGUCACUGGGGUCGAAACUGUUGCCAAUGAAGAGCGUGUGUGAGAGUGUGGAUGUGUCUGAAAUGGCUCCCUAUCUAGUGCACUGUAUAGGGAAUAGGGUUUCAUUUAGACGGUCUGUGCUGUCAGGUUCAGGGGUGAGUUAAAUGUCCCUCUGAACCUCACAUGGGCCAUAUUGGCAAAAGGACAGAGAUCCCGCUAGUCCGCCACUGGUAUGGUCCCCCCCCCCCCCCCCCCCCGCAGAUCAUCAAGUUGAAUCCUCUGCCUUCAGCACAUCAUGUCCCUCUUCCUUUCCUUUCAUUCUGUACCGAGACCAAAUACACACGUCUUAGUCCCAUCUUUGUAUGUUUAGCACUUAAUUUUCACAUUUUCUAAAGCAUCAUUAUUAUUGUUAAGUUAUAGGAAAUAUAAUUUUUGUACAAGCACACCCAUAUUUAACAUUUAUAUUAAAUUAACAGAAUCCACUUGGGUCUUCUGACCUUAUGGAUGACAAUUUGCAAUAGUUCUCUCAGCAUGCCUAAAUUAGGUUAGGUUUGGAAUAGGUUAGCUUUGUGAUCUGCGACAAAGCACCAAUAGCACUCCCAGACAAUCCCAUGAGCCUUGGCUUGAUCCCAUGCUUUUAUUGCACAAUAAUGAAGUCCUAUUACAUUGUUUGCACACCCUAUCCUCACAUUUCAACCAAACUCACCAAAUGGCCUGGUUGUAGAAAUGACAAGUUUUUUUGCACAUUUAAUUUUAAGAAAUGUCACUUGAGCUUAAAGACUACAGUUGACACAAUUUGAAUGUGUCGCAUUGGACCUACCGAAAUUUGUUCAACAGAGAUACAUGAGUAGAAUCGACUCGAUUGUGACACGCAGAUGCUCAGCGGUGCCUAUUGACUCCAUCAGUGUUAGCCAUGGAUGGUUUUCAUUGCACUGAAAUAGCCUCAUUCUGUAUCAUUGCAAUGGUUUUUAUCUGCCUUUUAUGUUGAAUUGUUAUAUUUGUCAUGAGAACAAUAAAGAAUAAAAAACAAGAUCAAUGCAAACUGCA
Molecule: messenger RNA, 3504 nt
Organism: Oncorhynchus kisutch (coho salmon)
Lineage: Eukaryota; Metazoa; Chordata; Actinopteri; Salmoniformes; Salmonidae
Product: TBC1 domain family member 20
Exons: 9
Coding region: 801-1976 (391 amino acids)
Biological process (GO): positive regulation of GTPase activity; endoplasmic reticulum to Golgi vesicle-mediated transport
Cellular component (GO): endoplasmic reticulum membrane
Molecular function (GO): GTPase activator activity
Source: RefSeq, a predicted model, not a curated record